UUGCUAACUCUAGGUGAAAGUAUUCUUGCCGUGAAAAAGAGUGAUCUAAAAGAGACCCUUCGUUUGAUUCGACACUCUUCUUCCAUCUCUGCGCAAGCAAAGAGGGACCAUACGAGACUCACACUUGAGUGCAUUUGUGAUGGCCUAGCUAGUAAUACGGACGAGUUGGAAGAAGUUUCGCGCAAUGCUCUUUUCAAACCCUUGAAAAGUACAGAGGAAACCAUAUGUGACCUGGUCAAAAAUCGUUUCCUCACAAUGGAGGAAGAAAGUGAUAAUAGCCAGAAAUCCUCUGCGUUAGCACCUACUCAACUUGGGCAAGCUACUUUGGCGUCCGCUCUACCUCCAGAUGCAGCCCUUUUCGUGUUUGCUGAUCUUCAACAAGCCACCAGAGCUGUAGCAUUGGAUACGGAACUCCAUAUGCUUUACCUGGUUACACCUACUAACUGCUCUAUCUGGCAAGGAUGCGACUGGAAUCAUCUUCACUCUAUCUUCUCAAAACUACAAAAUGAAGAGAAGAGAGUUGCGAAACUGGUGGGGGCAAGUGAUCGCUUCCUUCUCUCUCGCCUCCGAGGUACAAGCACUUCUAGCUCUGAUCGCAGCUAUCAGCUUCAUUUGCGCUUCUUCUCAGCACUGGCACUCUACGAAGUCGUUAACGAAAAACCAAUUGAUGAGGUAGCCCGACGUUUCAGAAUUAGCCGUGGAACGCUUCAGACAUUGCAACAACAAAGCGCGACCUAUGCAGCUAUGGUUGUUGCAUUUUGCUCUCGCCUGGGUUGGACCUAUCUGCAUGAUCUUCUCAAGGGCUUCGCGGCACGACUUGCAUUUGGAGUGCGGAGGGAGCUCACCGAACUCGUUUCAAUCGAAGGACUUGACGGCAGUCGGUUGGAGUUGUUGUAG
Molecule: messenger RNA, 897 nt
Organism: Strongylus vulgaris
Lineage: Eukaryota; Metazoa; Nematoda; Chromadorea; Rhabditida; Strongylidae
Source: the annotation of a GenBank genome assembly